AAGGCCUACAAGGAGAAAAGCUUCUAAGAGCAGUUGCUGAUGGAGAUCUUGAAAUGGUUCGUUACCUUUUGGAGUGGACGGAGGAUGACCUAGAUGAUGUGGAUGAGGCCAUGAGCACGGUGGAUCUGGAAUUCUGUCACCCCUUAUGCCAGUGCCCCAAGUGUGCUCCAGCCCAGAAGAAACUGGCAAGGAUUCCUGCCAGUGGGCUUGGUGUGAAUGUGACCAACCAGGACGGCUCCUCUCCCCUGCAUAUGGCUGCCUUGCAUGGCCGGACGGACCUUGUGCCCCUCUUGCUGAAGCAUGGUGCCUACUCGGGUGCCAGAAAUACAAGCCAAGCUGUGCCGCUCCACCUGGCCUGCCGGCAGGGUCACUUUCAGGUGGUGAAAUGUCUGUUAGAUGCCAAUGCAAAACCUAAUAAAAAGGACCUCAGCGGGAACACACCUCUCAUUUACGCCUGCUCUAGUGGCCAUCAUGAAGUUGCUGCACUGUUGCUACAGGAACAGUAA
Molecule: messenger RNA, 506 nt
Organism: Onychomys torridus (southern grasshopper mouse)
Lineage: Eukaryota; Metazoa; Chordata; Mammalia; Rodentia; Cricetidae
Product: ankyrin repeat domain-containing protein 27-like
Exons: 6
Coding region: 54-506 (150 amino acids)
Biological process (GO): neuron projection morphogenesis; early endosome to late endosome transport
Cellular component (GO): early endosome; transport vesicle; plasma membrane
Molecular function (GO): SNARE binding; guanyl-nucleotide exchange factor activity
Source: RefSeq, a predicted model, not a curated record